Bubalus bubalis (water buffalo) is the source of this 4126-nucleotide messenger RNA. It is a transcript of the gene MAPK15, whose product is annotated as mitogen-activated protein kinase 15. The transcript is spliced from 14 exons. Gene Ontology annotation, biological process: protein phosphorylation; intracellular signal transduction. The record is from RefSeq and is a predicted model, not a curated record. Gene Ontology annotation, molecular function: MAP kinase activity; ATP binding. Bases 2153 to 3874 code for a protein of 573 amino acids. Lineage: Eukaryota; Metazoa; Chordata; Mammalia; Artiodactyla; Bovidae. Gene Ontology annotation, cellular component: nucleus; cytoplasm.
GGUGUUCUUGCCUGGAAAAUUCCACGGAUAGAGGAGCCUGGCAAGCUAAGAAUUGGACACGACUGAGCAACUGAGCACGCACGUGCACACUUAUACCCAGAAGUGGAGCUGCUGGAUCCUAUGGGAAUUCUAUCUUUAACUUAUUGAGGAAUUGCCAAACAGUUUUCCACAGGAACUGCACUGUUUUACAUCCCACCAGCACCUUAUGAGAGUUCUGAUUUUUCUCCAUCCUUGCCAAGACUUCUUUUGUUUCAUUUUGCAGUCAUCCUAGUGGGCAAGUGUGACCCCACGUGUCAUGACUGUGUUUCCCUGAUAGUUAAUGACGUUGAGUGUCUUUUCCUGCGGUGCUGGCCAUUGGUACAUUUUCUUUGAAGAUGGGUCUAUUCAAGUCUUUGUCCAUAGUUUUCUGGUUUGGUUUGGUUUCAGUUUUAUUUAUCUGUCUUUGACUGUGCUGGGUCUUCAUUGCUGCAUGAGGGCUUUCUCUAGUUGCAGACAGCGGGGGCUACUCUCUAGCUGCAGUGUACUGGCUUCUCGCUGCAGUGGCUUCUGUUGUGGAGCACUUCAGCAGUUGCGGUUCCUGGGCUCCCUGAGCUCAGGCUCACUAGUUGUAGCACGCAGACUUGGUUGCUCCAAGACAUGUGCGAUCUUCCCAGACCAGGGAUCAAACCCAUGUCUCCUGCAUUUGCAGGGAGAUUCUUUACCACCAAGCCACCAGGGAAGCCCCUAUCCAUAAUUUUAAUUGGGUAAGUCUAAUAACUAUUUAUUGGGUGCUGGAUAUUGUGAAUUUUAUGUUACUGAGUAUUGUUUUGUUCCUGUUUCCCUUUAAAGAGUAUUGACAUCCUUGGCAGCCUGUUAAACUAAACAGCCUGUGUCAUCUUGUUCCCUUUGAGGCUUGCUCUCCACAGUCAUGAUGGGUGCGGAACAGCCUUUAGUUGAGAGCUAGUUCAGUCGCUUCACUGAGGCCAUGACCCGUCUGGGGUUUCUCCUGAAUGUUCUGAUGUCCACCCUGGCUGCUCAGCAUUAAAGGUGUCCUCUGCCUAUAUGAAAUCUGGACUGUUCAGCUUACCACCCCCACCCCCCACCCCUCUUGUUUUGUGCUUGGACUCUUGGAAAUUUCUCCAUCUUUGCCCUGAUGUGGUGCUCAGCAAGAGAACUAAGAGGCCCUCAUCUGGUGUGUUUUGCUGAGAGCACAGUCCUGCGGUGCUGGUUGUCCUAACUCUUCAUCAGUAAGAGCAUGGACAGUCAGUCACUCCCUCACGACCAGAAUAAAAGUCUCUCAUCUCUUGUUUCUUUUUCUCAUGUUUAUCCCCUCCCCCCUCCAACUUUAUAUUGAGAUACAGCUGAAGUAUAAUAAACUGCGCAUAUUUGAAGUGUACAGUUUCAACUGUCUUAACAUAUGUGUUAACUAUCUGAAACCAUCACCAGCCUUGAACAUUUCUAUCACCUCCUAAAGUUUUCCUGUACCACUUGCAAGGCAUCUCUCCCUCCACUCUACCACAAGGCUAUCGGUGAUCUGUAGUUGGCAUUCUCUAGAAUUUCGUACUGACGGCACCAGAAGAUCUGGCUUCUUUAAUCAGCAUCAUGAUUUUGAGCUUCAGCCAUGUCGUGUGUAUCAACAGUUGUCCUUUUCUGUUUUUCUGCGCAAUAUUCCACUGUGUGGUUAUACCACUUUUUGUUUAUACCACUUUUUGUUUAUUCCUGUUUCAAAUGCUGGAAGCAACAUUCGAGUUGUUUACAGUUUGGGGCUGUUACAAAUAAAGCUAUGUACGUGGGUGUGUAACUCGACGCAUGUUUUUAUUUCUCUUGGGUGACUACCACCGGAAGAUGCCCGAGUCACGCUAAAUUUAAGUUAAACAUUUUAAGAAACGACCAAAUAUUUUCCCAAAGUGGCUGUAGCGUUUUACACGUUGGGGAUGCCACGGCCCCUGCCCCCAAAUACCUCCGGAGAGGAGGGCUGCGAGUGCCACGUUACCCUUUGCUACCGCCUUAGCAAGCUCGGAAGAAGGCAGAGAGGGAGGCCCGGCCGUGGGCACCGCACGUGCAAAGGCCCGGGGUGGGCAGAAGGCUCCUUGGGCGCAGGUGCGGCGAGGGGGCGGAGAGGGGGAACCUUCCCGAGGCGCGGCUGCGGGGAGGGGCUCCUCGGCGGCCCCGGAUGGGGCGGGGUUUGGACGGCAGGCGGCGCUCCGUCGGUUCCCAAGGCAACCGGGUUCAACAGUUGGAGCCCCGAGGUUGUCUGGAGGCUUCCUGCUUCCCGCUUGCCGACAUGUGCACCGCCGAGGUGGACCGUCACGUCGCCCAGCGAUACCUGCUCAAGCGGCGGCUCGGGAAGGGGGCCUAUGGCAUCGUGUGGAAGGCGGUGGAUCGGAGGACUGAUGAGGUCGUGGCCAUCAAGAAAAUCUUUGAUGCCUUCAAGGAUAAGACAGACGCCCAGAGGACAUUCCGGGAAAUCAUGCUUCUCCAGGAAUUUGGGGACCAUCCCAACAUCGUCCGCCUCCUGGAUGUGAUCCCGGCAGAGAACGACAGGGACAUUUACCUGGUGUUUGAGUCUAUGGAUACCGACCUGAAUGCUGUCAUCUGCAAGGGCACGCUGCUAAAGGACACCCACAAACGCUACAUCUUCUACCAGUUGCUGCGGGCCACCAAGUUCAUUCACUCAGGGCGGGUCAUCCACCGGGACCAGAAGCCAUCCAAUGUUCUCCUGGAUGCCAGCUGUUUGGUGAAGCUCUGUGACUUUGGCCUGGCUCGCCCCCUCAGUGGCCUCCCUGAGGUCCCCGAGGGGCAUGCCCUGACGGAGUAUGUGGCCACGAGAUGGUACCGGGCUCCAGAGGUGUUGCUGUCUUCCAGCUGGUACACCCCUGGGGUGGACAUGUGGAGUCUGGGCUGCAUUCUGGGGGAGAUGCUGCGGGGGCGGCCCCUGUUCCCCGGCACGUCCACCCUCCACCAGCUGGAGCUCAUCCUGGAGGCCAUCCCGCCACCAUCCAAGGAGGACCUCCUGGCGCUCGGCUCUGGCUGCAACAUCUCAGUUCUGCAGCACCUGGGGUCCCGGCCCAGGCAGACGCUAGAUGCCCUCCUGCCCCCCGACACCCCUCCAGAUGCCCUGGACCUCCUCUCGAGACUCCUGGUGUUUGCCCCGCACAAGCGGCUCAGCGCAGCCCAGGCCCUGCAGCACCCCUACGUGCAGAGGUUCCACUGCCCGGCCCGUGAGUGGACACUGGAGGGGGACGUGCGGCUCCCGGUGCAGGAAGGAGCCCAGCUCUCAGCCGCCGAGUAUCGCCACCGCCUCCAUCAGAUGAUCUUGGAGCGUAGGGGCCACGGCCGCCUCCCGAAGGAGACGGGCCUGGGGGGCGGCCCCCCGACCCCCGAGCCGGAGGCCCAGCUGCCCUCGGGCUCGCCCGCGUUGAACUCGGGACGCCGGCCUCGGAAUAACCCAGGCCUCUGCCCCGUGCACGACGCCCCCGGCGGAGCCCAGGACCCUCCCAGGCAGAACUCAGCCCCCCUGCCCCAGCCUCCGCCCCCAGGAGGUCCUGGGAGAGGGGCGGGGCCCGGCGGGGCGACGUCAUCCUCGUGGGUGAAGCCCAGCGUGAGGGAGGCGGCGCCCUCCUUGACCUCGCAGGCCGCCGCCCAGGUGGCCGUCCGGGCACUGAUCCGGAGUGACCGGAACCCGGGCCGCGGUGCGAACGCGCCCGGCGCGCCACGGGUUCCUCCUCGACCUCCCGGGGCGGCCCGGCCCGGUCGGAGGAUGUUCGGGGCCUCGGCCGCGCAGGGGGCCCAGGGGGCCGCGCGGGCCAAGCUGGGGGGCUACUCCCAAGCCUACGGGACCGUCUGCCUCUCGGCGCUGGGCUGCCUACCCCUCCUCCCGGGACCUCGCGCCUGAGCCGCCCUGCGGGUCUUCAAGGGGACCUCCCCGGCGCCCAGCCCCGCGCCUCUCCCCUAGUCCUUAGGUUGCCCCUCCUCCGGCAAGCUCCGGGGCCCAAGCCCCUGGUGCUCUCCACCUAGCGUUUCCCCAGCGCACCCUCUCCUGGCCACAUUUGAGUCCCAGAGCUUGUCUGGGCCUCUCUGGGGGACUCGCUGAGGUUCACACCCCAACCUCCAUCACUUCCUCCAAUAAAGUUCUAUCUGUCCCCCA